Penicillium lagena is the source of this 270-nucleotide messenger RNA. RefSeq lists its product as uncharacterized. NCBI's taxonomy places the organism in Eukaryota, Fungi, Ascomycota, Eurotiomycetes, Eurotiales, Aspergillaceae. The coding region runs from base 1 to 270 and encodes 89 amino acids. The transcript has 2 exons. The record is from RefSeq and is a predicted model, not a curated record.
AUGCCUUCCGAUUCUGAAGGAGGAUUCACCCGUGAUCAACAUCUCCAGACUGUGUUCCGGGUAUCCGUACCGAAGAAAAAGCAGCCAUCUGUGUAUCAUCGGCGAAGAACACAUCAGAAAUCUCGAACAGGCUGCCUAGUCUGUAAAAAGAGGAGAAUCAAGGUAUGGGCCAAGCAAAUAACUGAAGUCCUGGACAGUGCGAUGAACAAAAGCCAUAUUGUCAGAGAUGUCAGACCCGGGGUAUUCCAUGCUGCUACUCCUCGGAAUUAG